AUGAUUGCUGCGAAUUACUCUGAGAUAGGAGGAGGGAGUUGUUCUUUUCCACGCAAGAGACAUCUCGAUGAUAGAACAGAAUUUCCUGAAGAAAAAAGGCAAAGAACGACAGAUUAUCAUUAUCCUCAGGGCUGGCUAUAUUGUCCCAGUUUCGGUCAUGAAAUAGGAUUCAUCAUUCCUUCCAAGGUUCCUCUCAGUGAAUCUUACAACAGUGAUCUUCCUCCUGACAAAAGAUACGCUCUCAAACAGUGGAUAACAAAUGGAAGGAUUGGUCUAGUGAUUGAUCUGACCAACACGACUCGUUACUAUGAUCCUAACACAGAGUUAAGGCAGAAGCGCAUAGGGUAUGUUAAGAUUCGUUGCAGUGGUCAUGAUUCUGUGCCGGAUAAUGUCUCUGUAAACACCUUUGUUGACAAGGUUCAUCAGUUUGAGAGAGAAAACUUCUCCAAGAAGUAUGUUCUCGUUCAUUGCACGCACGGCCAUAACCGCACAGGUUUCAUGAUUGUUCAUUACCUUAUGCGCUCUAGGCCGAUGAUGAGCGUUACACAGGCCCUGAAAAUGUUCUCGGAUGCCCGCCCGCCCGGUAUCUACAAACCGGAUUACAUUGAUGCUCUCUACGGCUUUUAUAACGAAAUCAAGCCAAAGAGUGUCAUUUGUCCAAAAACUCCUGAAUGGAAGAUGUCUGAAAACGAGCCUCCUCGGUGUUUCCCUUCAGUGCAAGAAAACAAUCAGGAGGAGGAGGAGAAAGUGGAGAAGAAGAUGACAAACGAUGACGUUUUAGGGGAUGAGAUACCUUAUAGGCAGCAGUUAUCUUACCAAAAAUUCUGUUACGAAAUGAUGAAAAUCAAUGGAGGAAAAAUGUAUUUCCCUGGCUCGCAUCCUGUAUCAUUAGACAGAGAGCAGUUUCAGCUCUUGAGGCAGAAGUACUAUUACGCGACGUGGAAGGCAGAUGGAACGAGGUACAUGAUGCUCUUGACAAGAGAAGGGUGUUAUCUAAUGGACAGGAUGUUCAGAUUUAGAAAGGUGCAAAUGCGUUUCCCUUGCAGUGAUCUUCAGAGAUUGCAUGACUACACGUUGCUUGACGGAGAGAUGGUCGUUGAUACUUUUCUUGAUGGAGAAAAGCGGCAGAAGCAGGUGAGGAGAUACCUUGUGUAUGAUUUGGUUGUGAUUAACGGGAGAUCGGUCGUAGAGAGGCCUUUCAGUGAAACAUGGAAUAUUAUCGAUAGAGAAGUGAUCAAACCUCGUAAUGAUGAGAAGAAAAUGAAAAGCCACUGGUAUAGGUACGAGAUGGAGCCAUUUGGGGUACGGAUAAAGGCUUUUUGUCUACUCUCUGCUCUUGAGAACAAGAUUUUCAAGGAGCUGAUUCCUUCGCUCACGCAUGAAGCAGACGGGGUGAUAUUUCAAGGGUGGGACGAACCUUACGUUUACCGAGCGAAUCGUUAUCUACUGAAAUGGAAGUAUCCGGAUAUGAAUUCGGUCGACUUUCUGUUCGAAAUGGGCAAAGAUGGGCGUGACAUGCUCUUCUUGAAUGAUAAUGGGAGGAUGACGCUUAUGGAAGGAUAUUCGGUUGAGUUUAGAGGUGAUGGUUGGAACAAACCGGAAAGUUACUGUGGGAAGAUUUUGGAGUGUUCAUGGGAUAGGGAGAAGGAAGUGUGGGUUGCCAUGAGGAUCAGAGUUGACAAAGAUGGACCAAAUGGCCUCGUACAAGGUCUCAGGGUGAUCAAAAGUAUAAUGGACAAUAUCACGGAGGAGGUUUUGGUUGACGAGAUCAAAAAGAUUAUCCGUCUUCCAAUGUACGUUGAGCGCAUCCAAAUGGACAUUCAGGCAGCGGAACGCCGCAGGCAUGGGAACCGUUAA
Microthlaspi erraticum is the source of this 1857-nucleotide messenger RNA. The record is from the annotation of a GenBank genome assembly. Lineage: Eukaryota; Viridiplantae; Streptophyta; Magnoliopsida; Brassicales; Brassicaceae.